AUGGGGUCUCCCUCAGCCCCUCCUCACAGAUGGUGCAUCCCCUGGCAGAGGCUCCUGCUCACAGCCUCACUUCUAACCUUCUGGAACCCGCCCACCACUGCCCAGCUCACUAUUGAAUCCAGGCCGUUCAAUGUCGCAGAGGGGAAGGAGGUUCUUCUACUUGCCCACAAUCUGCCCCAGAAUACUUUAGGCUUCAGCUGGUACAAAGGGGAAACAGUAGAUGCCAAACAUCUAAUUGCAGCAUAUGUAAUGGGAACUCAACAAACUACCCCAGGGCCCGCACACAGCGGUCGAGAGACAGUAUACUCCAAUGUAUCCCUGCUGAUCCAGAACGUCACCCAGAAUGACACAGGAUCCUACACCCUACAAGUCAUAAAGGAAGGUUUUGUGAGUGAAGAAGCAACUGGCCAGUUCCUGGUAUACCCGGAGCUGCCCAAGCCCUACAUCAUCAGCAACAACUCCAACCCCGUGGAGGACAAGGAUGCUGUGACCUUAACCUGUGAACCUGAGACUCAGGACACAACCUACCUAUGGUGGGUAAACAAUCAGAGCCUCCCGGUCAGUCCCAGGCUGGAGCUGUCCGGUGACAACAGGACCCUCACUCUAUUCAAUGUUGCAAGAAAUGACACAGCGUUCUACGAAUGUGAAACCCAGAACCCAGGGAGUGUCAGACGCAGCGACCCAGUCACCCUGAACGUCCUCUAUGGUCCGGAUGCACCCACCAUUUCCCCUCUAAACACAUCUUACAGAGCAGGGGAAAAUCUGAACCUCUCCUGCCAUGCCGCCUCUAACCCAUCUGCACAGUACUCUUGGUUUGUCAAUGGGACGUUCCAGCAAUCCACACAAGAGCUCUUUAUCCCCAACAUCACCGUGAAUAAUAGCGGAUCCUAUAUGUGCCAAGCCCAUAACUCAGCCACUGGCCUCAAUAGGACCACAGUCACGGCGAUCACAGUCUAUGCGGAGCUGCCCAAGCCCUACAUCACCAGCAGCAACUCCAACCCCGUGGAGGACAAGGAUGCUGUGACCUUAACCUGUGAACCUGAGACUCAGGACACAACCUACCUGUGGUGGGUAAAUGGUCAGAGCCUCCUGGUCAGUCCCAGGCUGCAGCUCUCCAAUGGCAACAGGACCAUCACUCUACUCAAUGUCACAAGGAAUGACGCAGGACCCUAUGAAUGUGGAAUCCAGGACUCAGUGAGUGCAAAACGCAGUGACCCAGUCACCCUGAAUGUCUCCUAUGGCCCAGAUGUCCCCAUCAUUUCCCCCUCAAACUCCAAUUACCGUCCAGGGGAAAAUCUGAACCUCUCCUGCCACGCAGCCUCUAAUCCACCUGCACAGUACUCUUGGUUUGUCAAUGGGACGUUCCAGCAAUCCACACAAGAGCUCUUUAUCGCCAACAUCACUGUGAAUAAUAGCGGAUCCUAUAUGUGCCAAGCCCAUAACUCAGCCACUGGCCUCAAUAGGACCACAGUCAUGAUGAUCACAGUCUCUGCGGAGCUGCCCAAGCCCUCCAUCACCAGCAACAACUCCAACCCCGUGGAGGACAAGGAUGCUGUAGCUUUCACCUGUGGAUCUGAGGCUCAGGACCCAACCUACCUGUGGUGGGUAAAUGGUCAGAGCCUCCCAGUCAGUCCCAGGCUGCAGCUCUCCAAUGGCAACAGGACCCUUACUCUACUCAGUGUCACAAGGAAUGACACAGGACCCUAUGAGUGUGAAACACAGAACCCAGUGAGUGCCAGCUGCAGUGACCCAGUCACCCUGGACGUCCUCUAUGGACCAGGCAUUCCCACCAUUUCCCCCCCAGACUCCUAUUACCACCCAGGGGCAAAUCUCAACCUCUCCUGCCACGUGGCCUCUAACCCACCCACACAGUAUUCCUGGUUUGUCAGUGGAAUGCUCCAGCAACACACACAAAAGCUCCUUAUCGCCAACAUCACAGUGGAUAAUAGUGGAUCCUAUGCUUGCCUCGCCCAUAACUCAGCCACUGGCCUCAGUACAAUCACAGUCAAGACAAUCACAGUCUCUGGAGAAAAUGCCCCAGGCCUUCCUGUGGGGGCCAUCGCCGGCAUGGUGACCGGGGUCCUGGUCGGAGUGGCGCUGGUGGCCGCCCUGAUGUAUUUCCUGCUCCUUGCCAAAACUAGAAGAACCAGCAUCCAGCGUGACCUCAAGGAGCAGCAGCCCCAAGUCCUUGCCCCUGGCCGUGGUCCCUCCCACAGCUCUGCCUUCUUGAUGUCCCCUCUCUCCACUGCCCAGGCCUCCCGACCCAGCCCCAGGACAGCCGCUCCUAUCUAUGAGGAAAUGCUAAAACAUGACACAAACGUUUACUGCCGGAUGGACCGCAAAGGAGAUGUGGCUUCUUAGGUUCCUCUGCGAGCUGCUCCUGGGGGUUGAUGGAGCAUCCCGAACCCCCAGCCCUGGGGAUGGGGAAGGACAUGGAGCCUGAGCCAGAGAACCAGCUCUGAGUCCUGAAAAGACACUGGGGCCUGGGGACAGGGAGGAAUGGGGGUCCCUGCUAAAUAUCCGAGGACCCCGACAGGCUGCCCUGGGCUCUGGGUGGGCCAGGACAAAGGCCUCCAUCACCACAGGAAGCGGGGGCUUGCAGAGAAAGUGAAUGGGCCUGUGGCCCACCCGGGGUCACCUGGAAAGGAUCUCAAUAAACAAGAC
Molecule: messenger RNA, 2664 nt
Organism: Piliocolobus tephrosceles (Ugandan red Colobus)
Lineage: Eukaryota; Metazoa; Chordata; Mammalia; Primates; Cercopithecidae
Product: carcinoembryonic antigen-related cell adhesion molecule 6
Exons: 13
Coding region: 1-2361 (786 amino acids)
Biological process (GO): regulation of immune system process; signal transduction
Cellular component (GO): cell surface; plasma membrane
Molecular function (GO): protein tyrosine kinase binding
Source: RefSeq, a predicted model, not a curated record